AUGGUGGGCCAGGAUCUCCAAGUCGCCCCGGAGGCUCCGAAGCGCCUCCAGGUGCUGGUGCUCCAUGGAAGGCAGUCCAACGCGAAUUUGGCCAACUUCCAGAUCUCUGGAUUGAAGACGGCUUUCGGAAAGGACGUGGACUUCGACUUCCUGGAAGGGGCCCUUCCUUGGACCUACAGGCCCGGCGUGGACUUGCACGAUGCGGACCCCAUGUCCAUCAACCUGUCCAAGGGCAAGGAUUUCAAGGUGUGGUUCACGCACACCACGGAUGACAAGAGAGACCGGCCGGAUCUUUACAAGCAGCAGGACCCAGGUGUCUGUGUGACCUACGACGGCGUAGAAGCUGCGGUCGAGAUGCUCCUUGACCGGGUGUCGAACGGCCCGCGAGUGGAUGUUGUGGUCGCGAUGUUUGAGGGCAGCAUUGUCGUACACCUCGCUGCCGUCAAGCUCAUGAGCCAAGGCCAGCGUGUGCCCUGGCCCGUCACGGUGUUCUUCGGAUCCCUGCCCAUCCGCGAUGACAGAUUGCUCGCUGCUUUCGCGGACGGUGCCAAGAUAACACAUCCGACCAUCCACGUUUUCGGCAAGAACGACGAGUACUAUUUCUAUGGCCGCAGGGGCGCGGGACGCUUGGCUCCUGAGGACUACUACGAGGCACCUCUCAUUCUCGAGCACAUAGAGGGGCACCGGCUUCCGUCGCUGCAGCCCCAAGCAGGUGCACUUUACGCCCAAGUGGUGAAGGAAGUCAAGGUCUGCUGUGGAGUUCCUCUCGACGGAGGUUACGACCCCAGCGAGUUCCACUCCUGGCGCCGCAGUCGUCGACCUGCAAAGCCCCUGGCACCACCAGUGUUGGAGAUGGAGCAGAUGAUUCCGCGCAAGCUGCGGAUUUUGGCUUUGACCGGAGGCCAUUCCUGCACGGAAGUGCUGAGGUACCAGUUAGCACCACUGCGGCAGGCUGUUGGCCGGGAUCUGGCUGAGUGGACAUUCAUCGAAGGCUCAGAGGACUGGAACUGGUAUGAGGGCGAACCCAUCGUGAGCGACAUGGAGCAGAAGUUGGCCAAAGGUGCCCAACUGAAGAAUUGGUACAUGGACUCCAUCUACGAGGAGACGCCAACGAAGAAGCCGAACCGCGAGAAGCAGUUCGAUCCGAAAUCACGCCUGGGGUACCACAAGAUUCCAGAGAAGGUGGAGCGCCUGAGGGAGCAGAUCUAUGAGGAUGGGCCCUGGGACGUCCUGGUGGCGUUCUCGCAGGGCUGCAUCAUGACGCACCUGCUGGCGGGGCACUUGCGAAAGGAGCCGCCGGCCAAACAGGCUUCCAUGCGCUGGCAUCACACGCGCAAUGGCACGGAGCAGAUGCCAUGGCGACUCAGCGUCUUUUUCUGUGGCAUGCACAUCCGCGACAAGGAGUUUAUGCACCUCUUUGAGACACCUCUGCCGCAUCCGACGGUUCACGUUUUCGGCAAGGAGGAUGAGUUCUACGACUACGGUCGUGACGGCUUCGGCUACAAGCCUCAGGAGGAGUACUACAUUGACCCUGUCAUCCUCACGCACGAGGAGGGGCAUCAGUUUCCCACGAAGCAGCCGCGCGCGAAGCAGAUUUAUGACCGUGUGGCUGCAGAAAUCUGGAGGCAAUGCGGUGGCCGGCCGGGCCGAAGCUGA
Molecule: messenger RNA, 1656 nt
Organism: Symbiodinium sp. CCMP2592
Lineage: Eukaryota; Dinophyceae; Suessiales; Symbiodiniaceae
Source: the annotation of a GenBank genome assembly